Seriola dumerili (greater amberjack) is the source of this 1619-nucleotide messenger RNA. Its product is annotated as complement C1q tumor necrosis factor-related protein 3-like. The record is from RefSeq and is a predicted model, not a curated record. The transcript has 3 exons. Bases 34 to 672 code for a protein of 212 amino acids. Gene Ontology annotation, molecular function: protein binding. NCBI's taxonomy places the organism in Eukaryota, Metazoa, Chordata, Actinopteri, Carangiformes, Carangidae.
CGCAGACACUCAGAGACCUUUGUCACUUUCAGGAUGAGGUUUGAGGCUCUUAUCCUCCUCCUGUGUCUGUCCCACACAGCAGCAGCAGACAGAGAGGCGGUGGAGGUGGCCGAACAGCUGAUCGUCCAGCCUGAUGUCUGGGCAGAGGUGAGAGCGCUCAGAGACCUGGUGGUGGAUCAGAGAGCAGAGCUGAACGUCCUGAAGACCAGACUGACAUCCACCGAGAAUGAGCUGCAGACAAUCAGGACAAACACAGAGAGCUCAAAGGUGGCGUUCAGCGCUGCUCUGACUGAUUCAGGACUGCUGGGACCCUUCAACACCGACACCACCAUCGUCUACUCCAAUGUCUUCACCAACAUUGGCAAGGCCUACAACCCUGUCACAGGUAUCUUCACAGCCCCAGUCAAAGGAGUCUACUACUUCAGAUUCACCGGUAUGGACUACCGCUCCGCGGUGCACAUGGGUGCAGCUUUAUAUAAAAACAAUCAGAGAAUUAUGCUGACCUAUGAAAUCAAUGUUAAUAAUGGAUAUUUUGAACACAUGUCAAAUGGAGUGACUUUGGAGCUGGAGAAAGGCGAUGUCGUCUUCCUGCGUCUGCCCGCAAACAAAGGACUUUACGACAACAACGAGAGCCACAACACUUUCAGCGGCUUCCUGCUUUUCACUUUGUAAUCAACCAUUAAUGACACAUCGUGUUACAAUAUUAAACAAUCUGGCUCAUUUCAAGGCUUCGUGAUUUAUUCAUGAUCCACAGAUGAUCAUUCCAGAUUACUUUUCAUUUAGGACCAUUUUCACUUUUAUCCCAGCAUCUACUACAUGAGUUUCCCCUAGGGUAUAAAGUAAGUAAGUAUCUAUCUAUCUAUCUAUCUAUCUAUCUAUCUAUCUAUCUAUCUAUCUAUCUAUCUAUCUAUCGGAUCAACUCAAAAUGUGGUUCUGAUGUUCUUGAAUCUCUGAUGUUUCUUCAAGGAUCCCUUGACUUUACCUUAUUUUUAGUUAUCACGAUAGUUCAUGAUUGGACAUUAUGUAAGAUAAUAUGUUAAUGUCACAUAGCAUGCUAACACUAAUGUUCACAUUAAGCAUUCAUGUCAUCGAUCAACUCAGGAUGGCUGUGGACUGUGUUGGUCAUGUUCUUUGGUACAAUGAAACCUCAACUAACUUUAGCCUUAAGUUACAGUUUCACCAAGUAAUGUUAGCUAGUUACUAUUUUUUGCCUUAAGUUACAGUUUAGCUAAUUAAUGUUGGCUAGUUUCUAACUUUACAGUUUAACUAACUAAUGUUAGUGUCUGACUUGAGCCUUAACUUACAGGUUAGCUAACUAAUAUUAGCUAGUUUCUAUCUUUUGCCUUAAAUUAAAGUUUAGUGAACUAAUGUUUGGUAGUUUUUAUAUUAAGCCUAAAGUUACAGCUUACCUCAAUAAUGUUAGCUUAAGUUUCAAACCCAAGCCUAAUGUUAGCUAGCUGAUCGCACACCCUUUCAUUUCCAGUGUUAGCUUGUUAUUUCAUUGCCAAUAUAAAAUGUCAUAUAUGAUCUAAUGUUAGCAAACACUGGUGCUCAGUCACAAUGGAGGAUAAGUUGUUGUAAAGACACGUGUUGACAUCAAUAUAAAGUUUAUUAUUUUA